AUGGGAAAGUGGAUAUUAGAUGGACGAGCGUAUUCUCUUGAAAUACAUUCCUCUUCUUCUUUGAUACAGCAAUACAUCCAUCAUGACUCUGGCACGAUUCUCAACCUCCUCCCUUCUUUACCGCUGAUACUACUCGCCACCACAAAGACCUGCCUAGCACAACAGCAGCCGUAUGAUGCAGCGCCACAGCCAACGGUAACCUAUGACGACGUCUCAGACUACGUGUCUCCAAACGCCACAGCAACCAUGAAUAUGCCGGCGCUAAAUGUCGUGUUCCUUGGCGGAGGCAACGGCAACGGCAACGACAGCCGAGUGGUGAUUGAUGAAGACAUAGGCAAUACACGCCUGGGAUGCACAAGACGGCAGUCUAGAUGCCGUAAAGACAUGCAGGUGGCUGUGUGGCUUGCGACGGGCGGCACGGAUAUGCAGCGGUUGGGCGGGCUCCUGGGCAUGUGUCAUGGUUAUAUGCUGUGGCAGAAUGGCAGUACAGAUGGGCUUGCGUUUACGCGGGAAGCGCUGGAGAGAGAGCUGCAGAUGACAAGGGGGAUUGCAACAGUAUCGGAUGAGGCGGCUGCCGAGUGGUUGGUUACCAGGAGAUGCGGGGGAAUGCAGAUGGAUGUGCCUGACGAAUGUGAAGGCUUGUUGAGGGUGAUUCGACCAGUGAACCGUAUCUCCGGAAUGCUACAGAUCAACAUGCGGGGCUUGGACUUGAGCAGUAGUGGUAGCUACGGCACCAAGGUUCCAACUACUGUCGGCUAUGACGUUGCACCCAAUUUCCCAACUAUCGAAGGGGCAAAUCGUUUGACAUGGAGGAGUCUGCGUGCAGAGGUUAUAUGCUUGAAGUCUGGGCGUGAGCAAGAGGGCAGUAAGAUGCCAAGGAAGGCAAAGGCAGUGCUGGACGAGGCAUUUGGAGAGCAAGAUGCGGGGAUGAGCAGCAGGAAGCCUCAGGUGCCGAGAGGAAAUUUGGACUUUGUGGUAGAGCUACAGGCAUAUAAUGUGAGCAGGUUUGCCAUGAUGAUCCUCUCCAAGGGGCAUGAUGUUUUUCCCCUCAACUACCACGACGACGGCAUGACUUGUCUCUUACCAGAUUGGUAUAAGAGCAACAAUGAAGCAAACCCAAAAGACCAAAUUGGCGGUAAAGCUUUAGCGAGACCAUAG
This is a messenger RNA of Exserohilum turcica Et28A, 1158 nucleotides long. RefSeq lists its product as uncharacterized. The transcript is spliced from 7 exons. The coding region runs from base 1 to 1158 and encodes 385 amino acids. The record is from RefSeq and is a predicted model, not a curated record. NCBI's taxonomy places the organism in Eukaryota, Fungi, Ascomycota, Dothideomycetes, Pleosporales, Pleosporaceae.